UUAUUGAACAGUGGUACUUCUUUCUAUUACGCUGCUAUUUUUUUUAAAGGAAGUUUACCACGCUCAUCAUUGCAUGUUUUAAGUAUCCAAUAUGAGACAUGUUACUGAAAUCAAUGAACAGAUGUUAUUUGUGAUUCAGGCUUCAAUAAACAAUUUAUAUUUGAUUUGAAUUAUAAUGAAGAAAACUCGUUUCCAUAAAACCGCCAGUAAUGCACCUGCGCAGAAAGGUGCGCGUGCUUUCGUGUCUAGAAAAACUUCACAUCGCAUACUGCGGCAGAACCAGAAACGAGGAAGAUUCUCCGGUAGUCAGCAAACCAUUUUUCUGUCGUCAAACGGAUCAAGCUUUUUGUGAGACUUGGAUCGGUCACAAAAAGCGGGAUUCGCUUUUCGCAUAGGAAUUGGCCUGUUCAGGAGCCAGUUUAUUUAUAUAAAACGUUUGAAAAUUGUGAGUAAAGAUCGCAAAAAUGGAAGAAAUGCAUCAGCCACAACAGGUUGGGCCUAAUAUGAUGGCCAAUGUAGGUGGUGGGGUUCCUAAUCAUUCGAAUAAUGUUAACCGGCGUAGCAGACUUCGAUUAUCGUUACACAGUUUAAUGGUGGAAAAACUUCCAAUAAGUGAGGCUGCUCAAUUGGAGAUGAAGUCACUGACCAACAAAACACCAGUUUCUAUUCUUCAGGAAUUGCUUUCUCGUAGGGGUACAACACCAAAGUAUGAACUAAUACAAGUAGAAGGUGCUAUCCAUGAGCCUAUUUUUCGUUAUCGUGUCACUGUUGCUGAUAUUGUUGGAACCAUUCUCAAAUUAGAAGUUUCUAUUGUGAAAGGUGGCAAGACAUUGAGACAGUUCUUGAUAUUUGUUCAAUUGGUUUUCCAUGACAGGAGGGCAACAAAUCCAAUUGUUUCAGCAAUGGGGACUGGAAAGUCAAAAAAGGAAGCAAAACAUGCUGCUGCAAGAGCUGUACUGGAUAAAUUGUGUAGAUUAAAUAGCGAUACUCCAGAUUCUCCACUUCAAAAUAAUAUACCAGAUUCUGAGAAUCUGCAAGAAUUAUCAGGAUAUGGAGAAGAAACAUUAAUCACAAACCCAAUUGGAGCAUUACAAGAAAUGUGUAUGUCACGUCAUUGGCCCCCACCAAAAUAUACAAUGGAAAACGAGGAAGGUCUUCCACAUGAGAGACAGUUUACCAUUGUUUGUUCUAUUUUAAAAUAUCGAGAGGUUGGCCAGGGAAAAAGUAAAAAAGUAGCAAAGAGGCAUGCAGCUCAUAAAAUGUGGCAAGCUUUACACGAUAUGAAUACAGAGAGUUCCAACGUGGAUGAAGAUGAGGUUUUACAAAGAAAUGCAAAUGUGAAUGCCCGUUACGCUGAACUGAAAGGUAGCAAAAUUUCAACUUUAACUACUAUUCAUAGCCUUAAAGUCUCACAAUUUCAUAAAAGUCUGAAAUCAUCAACUGGUGUUAAGCUUUUUGAAUUACAGAACACUUGUUUGAACGAUGGCGAUGUAAAUUUGGUACAGUUUUUGCAAGAAAUUGCUUCAGAGCAGCAAUUUGAAGUAACUUAUGUUGAUAUCGAAGAAAAAUCUAUAAGUGGUAAAUGCCAGUGCCUUGUGCAACUGUCUACAUUGCCAGUAGCAGUUUGCUAUGGUUGUGGUGUUACUAGUAAAGAUGCUCAAGCUAGUGCUGCUCAGAACGCUUUGGAAUAUCUGAAAAUCAUGACCAAGAAGUGAGCCAGCGCUUCGCUCCUGCCAGCUGUCACUAUCAACUGUAAAUCCCAUAACAACUUGCUGUCCAAAAAUCAGAACAACAACACAGAUCCCAAGAUACUAUCAGUAAACAAUCAAGUAUUGGAUAAGGGUAAAAAUAGUCAAAAGCUUGAUCAUGUGGGGAACAAAAGUAGAUUAUCCAAGCCAUCAGUCAGAGCAGUAAAUACUACAAUACCCAACAAAGAUGCCACAUUAAACACAAUUACCACAUCAACAAACGUUACAGUUUCUACAAAUAGAAUAAAUUCAUCCAUAAAGAAAAACAAUGGAAAUAACGAAAACUUGAAAGCUAACGAACAACUUUCCAAGAGUACAUCCAUUGUAAC
Molecule: messenger RNA, 2077 nt
Organism: Megachile rotundata (alfalfa leafcutting bee)
Lineage: Eukaryota; Metazoa; Arthropoda; Insecta; Hymenoptera; Megachilidae
Product: protein Loquacious-like
Biological process (GO): regulation of regulatory ncRNA processing; siRNA processing
Cellular component (GO): cytoplasm; RISC complex; RISC-loading complex
Molecular function (GO): double-stranded RNA binding; siRNA binding
Source: RefSeq, a predicted model, not a curated record